Messenger RNA from Pterocles gutturalis (yellow-throated sandgrouse), 2034 nucleotides. RefSeq lists its product as uncharacterized. The transcript is spliced from 2 exons. The record is from RefSeq and is a predicted model, not a curated record. Lineage: Eukaryota; Metazoa; Chordata; Aves; Pterocliformes; Pteroclidae. The annotation marks the transcript as partial.
AAUGAGUGGGUCGGUGAUGGAAGGUGCAGCAAUGCCCGCUCACUUAACAAGGAUCUCUCUAAUCUUGUGACCUGGGCGCACACUCAUGGGACCAUAUGCAAUCAAAUCCCAACCUUGAAAACUGUGCAGAACGUGGGUCAUCCUGGCAAGGACAACGCUGUUCUGUGGAUGUGUGAAGUUGGACAUGCCUAUCGCUGGCAGUGUGGAAAGUUAUACAUGAGAAGCAGAGAAGAGAAUGAAGCUUUAGAAAAGCGGAAGAGGUUAGUACCUACUGAGGCUUCAUCAAAGGAAGCUAAUUUAUAUGAAAAGAGGUUCCGGAAGACCCCAUCUUUUGAGAGGGCUAAAGCAGACGCUGUUAGCACAGGGUCGUGUAGCAGGUCUCCAGGGGUCACUCAGCAGAAAGAUAACACAGUCCACGUAAUAGAUAAUGAACCAUCACCCAGAGAAAGCAGAAAAAGUAGCAAACCCGUGAAAUCAGGCUUUGCAGCAGAGCAGCGUUUGUCAGUAUUUGGUGGUGAAGGCAGAGCUGACAGACAUCAGGUGAAGCUAGAAAGCAACAAAGAUGUACAGAUCGUCUCUGUUGAAGAACAGUGUGCAGCAGAUGAAGAUAACCAAGAAGACAGAAUCAGCCAGAAUAUUCUGUUGGAAUCACCAAGUAAAGGUGUAGCUGCUCAGGCAGAUGUGCAAAUGCGUCGCAGUCCAAUGACAGCGUUGAACAAGCUGACGGCCACCCUAGCGUCUGGCUUUGCCCCCCCAGGAAAUCCACCCCUAACUCUCACCUACGUUCUGAAACCCCCUGUCAGUCAGGAGAGCCUGGACAGCAGCUUCUUGAGGAUAGUCCCUCUUGAUCCUGCAGGGUUUGCAACUGAAAAUUCUAGAGCAAGAAGUUCCUCUGGGUCAGCAAUAUCAGAAGAACAUUUAAACUCUGUUCCCAUCUCCAACACUGAAGCACAGGCCCAGCUUGAGUCACCCGCCUCUGUGACGUUCUUUGAGUUUGAAGCCAGUGUAGAUGUCCAGCAGCAAAUCCAGCUGAGCCCUCCGGAGCGCGGCACAGCAGGAACAGGCUUAGGAGGGAACGCUACGGGAAGCCCUGCUGAGAAGAGCAGGCCGUCAGGAUCCAGGCACGCACCUCGUCGUUCAGCCUCACUGAGUCGAGAGGGCGGGAGUGCAGACCAUCCACCCGCGUCUUCAGACAGAAGUAAGAGAAAAAAGAAGAAAGGUUUGAAUACUGAAAUAAGUGCUUUCAAACACUGGCUGGUUUCACAUUGCCCGUCUGAAACGCGCGAGGUCUAUGCGCUGCCACCUGAAGACCUUGAUAACUACCUAGGCUCCUUCUACAUUUCUGCAAAGAGACAGGACGGCACAGAUUUUUCCUCCCAUUCUUUGCACUUCUUUCAGAGAAACAUGGAGAAAUACCUCAAGGAUCACGACUACAAGUACAGCGUGGUUAAAGGGGUGGAAUUCAGAUCGUCUCAGGAAGCCUGGAAACUGAGGCAUCAGCACCUGUCUCAGAAAGAGAGAGAGACGGAGUGGAGUAUUGUGGAGAAGCUGACAGAUGAAGAUGUGGAAAGACUUCAUAAGAAGGGACUUCUAAGUAGGACGCAGCCUCAGGGCUUUUCGCACCUCAUGUUCACCAAUCUCAUCAGGGGGUUUGGGGCCAGCACCCACAGCCAGGGCCAGGAUCUGUACUGGGGACAUCUCGUGCUGAAGAAGAACGAGGAGGAGCUGGAGUACUUGGAGUGGAGGGGUGAGCUGGGCGUAGAGGCAGCCGCAGGGGAAUCGCGUCCACGUCUCUUUGCCAAGCCCGACAAUCCAGAUCAAUGUCCAGUGGCAGACUACAAGGAGUACGCCAAGAAGAGGCCGCUGGACAUGCUCCACGACCACGACCCACUUUAUCUGGCUCCCAAGCCGCUGUGCUCCACCUGGGACCAAGUGUGGUACUGCAGAAAGGCGCUGACAAAGGCCAAAAUAGAAAAGAUCUUGAAAGUUAUCGUGCAUGAAGUCAAAGCAGCUGUAAACAAGCGCAAGAAAUAA